GACCGCCGCCAGCCCUGUGAUUUCGCGAGACGUGUUCUCGAGGCUUCUGUUCUAUUGUGAACGCGCUGCGGCUGUCUGCGCGCGAGUGGAGGGGCAGAGUAUAUCAGCGGGUGCGUUGGCUUUCAUCCGUUUCGGGUGUGUAUCUCGCCACCGAUUCCUCAGGGGUAGUACAAGGAAGGGGGAUUUCAAGAGAAGAAAUACAGAAAAAUGACGACCAUCGACUACAGCGUGUGGGAUCACAUUGAAGUUUCAGACGACGAAGAUGAUACGCAUCCGAACAUCGAUACUCCCAGUCUUUUCCGAUGGCGACAUCAGGCUCGCAUGGAGCGUAUGGAGCAGUUCCAGAAGAAGGGGGAUGAGCUGGAGAAGGCGCAGGUGGAGUGCAAGCGCAAGCUGGCAGAGGUGCAGAAGAAGCUCCAGGAACUAGAGUGCUCAGCCAUCGAGGAGGCCAAGGCGGAGCUCAGCCAGGUGCGGGUGGAGGAGAAACAGCUGAAGAAGGAAGAGAAGGAGUGUGAUAAGAAGUUGGAGGAGUACCGGCGUGAGGAGAAGAAGAUGCCCUGGAACGUGGAUACACUGAGCAAGGAUGGCUUCAGCAAGAGCAUCAUGAACGUUAAACCUGAGGUGAAGGAAGAGACUGAGGAGGAGAAAGAGCAGAAGCACAAGACCUUUGUGGAGAAAUAUGAGAAACAGAUCAAGCACUUCGGGAUGUUGGGGCGCUGGGAUGACAGUCAGAAGUACCUGUCUGAUAACCCCCACUUGGUGUGUGAGGAGACGGCCAACUACCUGGUCAUCAUGUGCAUUGAUCUGGAGGUGGAGGAGAAACAUGCCCUGAUGGAGCAAGUGGCCCACCAGACAAUCGUCAUGCAGUUCAUCCUGGAGCUGGCCAAGAGCCUGAAGGUUGACCCACGGGGCUGCUUCCGCCAGUUUUUCACUAAGAUCAAGACAGCGGACCAGCAGUACCAAGAUGCCUUCAAUGACGAGCUAGAGUCAUUUAAGGAGCGUGUGCGUGGACGGGCCAAGAUCCGCAUCGAGAAGGCGAUGAAGGAGUAUGAGGAGGAGGAGCGGCAGAAGCGCCUGGGACCAGGGGGGCUGGACCCAGUCGAGGUGUACGAGUCCCUGCCUGAGGAGAUGCAGAAGUGCUUUGACGAGAAGAACAUUCAGAUGCUGCAGGAUGCCAUCAGCAAAAUGGACCCAGUGGAGGCUAAACGACACAUGAAGAGGUGCAUUGACUCGGGGCUUUGGGUGCCCAAUUCGAGGACAGAGGAAGGCGAGGACAAGGGGGACGAGGCGGAGUAUGAGGAGCUCAAGACAGAGGCCGGGAAGGAAGACUGAGCCGGCUCUGCUCCUGUACCCACGCGGCCGUUUCACUCAUGUUGCUCUUUUGUAUUUUAACAGUGCAGCACUAUUACUCCGAGCUGUACAGUGCACGGGUCUCGCCGUUUCAUGUCUGGAAUAAACACUCAAACUGCAGUGCUUAUGCCACACUCUUUGAAACCAUUAUUUUAGACUUUAGAAUAAAAUUAUCAUUUGUUCUAAUUAGUCUUUUGUGCACGAUUUUGUUACGCGGAACAGUUGUGACCAUCUUCAACGGGUUCUGCUGGUCUGGUUCCAGGUUUUGCUUUUUUAUCUUUUAUUUUUAACCAAAAUACUUAAGUGUAUGCUCCAUGCAGUCCUGUCAUUGUACCCUUUGGUAAAAUUGUAAUGUUGUUCUAAGCAGUGUUUCCCCUGAUUGUGCAUUCUUCUGUGACACCCAUUCCCCCCCCCCCCCCAUCCCCCAGCCUCCACUCUGUCAGCAUUGUCAUCAGCAGACAUCAUACCCCAGUGCUGUUUGUCUUAUUUCCGUUCAUAGCCAGACAUGACCUUUUGAUUAGUCGAGGGGAGGGGGAUUGGGUAAACGAUCGACGUUAAGAAUUGAACUUAAAAUGUCAACUUAAGUUGAGGUCAGCUUGAAAAUGUACUGUUUAAUGUGCAAUAAAUGUAAUGGAAAUCUCA
Brienomyrus brachyistius is the source of this 1992-nucleotide messenger RNA. RefSeq names its product cell division cycle 37 homolog (S. cerevisiae) (gene cdc37). NCBI's taxonomy places the organism in Eukaryota, Metazoa, Chordata, Actinopteri, Osteoglossiformes, Mormyridae. The record is from RefSeq and is a predicted model, not a curated record. The coding region runs from base 208 to 1332 and encodes 374 amino acids. Gene Ontology annotation, molecular function: protein kinase binding; heat shock protein binding; protein-folding chaperone binding. Gene Ontology annotation, biological process: protein folding; protein stabilization. The transcript is spliced from 8 exons. Gene Ontology annotation, cellular component: cytoplasm.